Molecule: messenger RNA, 2103 nt
Organism: Oldenlandia corymbosa var. corymbosa
Lineage: Eukaryota; Viridiplantae; Streptophyta; Magnoliopsida; Gentianales; Rubiaceae
Source: the annotation of a GenBank genome assembly
AUGUCUGAAAUUUAUGGUAAUUGGGAUAGGCUGGUUACUGCCGUUCUGCGCAGAGAAGAGGAUCGGGAGGCUGCUUUAAGGUCCUUUAGUGAUCUUUCUUCAUUGUCACUAUCAUCAUUAUCAUCUUCUAGUUUAGGUUCAUUUCGCCCUGACCAAGUUUUGUCUGUCGACACGGUCGGCAAUUUUCUUAAAAACAAUACCAUAAAUCUUUUUUAUAUUUUUCGGAAAAAGAAGAAUUCUAGUUAUAGUACACCCUCGGGGCCGGUUCAGCCACUGCAUGAAGCUGCAGAUUACUUCAAUAACUUUGAUCAUCAAGAGAUUAUCUCUGAAUCUGCUGAUCCUCCGUUGAACUAUGGCCCCCAAAUAAUCAUCAAUGAUGGCAAACUGAGUUUCUGGCUAAGUAAAUCAAGUGGGAAGAAAUGCUAUAGGAUUUGUGCAAGGGAGCUUUUGAUUACAUGGGCGGGUUCUCCAGUGUACUGGGGUUGGACAUCUACGCCUGAAUCAAGGUUCUCUGAGGUGGCUGAGUUAAUAAAAGUAUGUUGGCUCGACAUCCAAGGGAAGGUGCCGAGUCGAAUGCUGUCCAUGAGGACAACUUAUGCUGCUUACCUAAUCUUCAGGGUCACAGAGGAUUCUUUUGGACUUGAUGUGGUUGCAAAGGCAUCUGUUCAAUUUGCUGGAGUUAUUAGUAAUAACGCUAGGGUUAUCAGUAAUGUCAACCUCGUUAAGCCAGAGACUUAUUCUCAUUACUUGGUAAAGCGCGGCAGGGUUCCGCAACGCAGAACGGAUGGAUGGAUGGAGCUUCAGCUGGGAAAGAUUUUCAAUGAUGAAGGAAAAGGUGAUAUUGAGAUGAAACUUUCAGAGACCAGCAUUCUCAACUGGAAAAAAGGGCUGAUUACUGCAGUGGAAUUGCUUGGAAGAAUUUCUCAUCCCAAUGUACUGAAACUUCUUGGUUAUAGUCUCGAGGAUGACCAGCUAUUUCUUGUCUACGAAUUUAAACAAGAGGGAAGCUUGACGAAAUACUUCCAUAGCGGGAGUCCUGUUAUUCAAAACCUUAGGAGACUCAAAAUUUUAAUAGGAGCAGCAAGAGGUCUAGCGUUCUUGCACACAUCACAGAGACAAGGUUUUUUCCAACACAAGAAAAAGGGAGAAGGUUUUUAUGGGUAUUUCAGCUGCUCAAAAAUAUUACUUGAUUCGGAUUACAACCCUAAGAUUACAGGUGUCAGUGUGGCUGACGUUGGUCUCCCCACUGAUCUUAAAAACUAUUUUGAUCACUUUAAGCUUCUGAACUCAAGAUUAACCGGUGGCAAAGAAACUAUAAGGGACUCGAUUUGGAAUGAUGAACUUGAUGAGCUUAUACCAGUGAAAUCAUAUUUAAAGAGUGAUGUGUACGGUUUCGGUGUUGUAAUGACCCGAAUGGUAACAGUUGUGGAGAUACUAGAAGGCAUUGCAAGAAUCCAGAAUAACAAGGAUGAUAAGGAGGAGUUAGACUUGUUACUGGAAAGGGCUAGCACAUCAAACUUCAUGCAGCAUAAUUCUGUACUUCAAACAGGACAUGAAAGGCAAGAAGACAGUAAGGUGGAAAAAGGCGCGUCAGAGCAAAAUAAGAACAGAACUAGCACGCGAAGUAAAGAUUUUUCCAGUGAAGCAUAUAAAAUCAUUUAUGUUAGUGCUAGUCGAUUAAAACAUGAGAGGGCGGGUUUUGGAGGGGUCAUUCUUAAUGAGCAAAGGAGAAUAAUCAACGCCUGGGCAAUAUGUGGGGAGCCGAACUCAAGUCUAGAGGAAACAACAUUACAGGCGAUUCGAUAUGCUCAAGCGACAGCAGAGGAGAAGGGUUGGAAAAAAGUGCAGAUCAGGUAUGAUGUCGAAGGUUUAAUGGAUAAAAUCUUUGAUGAGAAAGCAUCUGAAAUGGCAUUAUCUAAAACAGCGGAAGACAUCAUUCGUAUGAGGGAAUCGUUUACAACAUGCUCAUUUGUUUAUUUUUCAAAAGAAUGGAAUGAGAGCUGUAAAAGAUUCGCUGAUAUAGCUGUGGAGACCAAAACCUCGCAGGAAUGGAGCACCGCCUUCCCGCCAUGGCUGAUUGAGGCUAAACAGAAAGGAUCAUGA